UUUCUAGAGCGUGAAUCUGAUUGUGUUUCUAAAAAAGAGAGAAAGUAGAAAUGGAAGUGGAUCAGAUAAAGGAGGAUGUUGAGAUUGAGAAACCUGACAAUGAGGUGGAGGCAGUUUCAUCCUCGUCCAACGAGGACAGCGACGAGGACGCAGAUGCCGAUGCGGACAUGGAGGAGAGUCCUCGGGGACGCAAGAGUGUUAGCUCUAUAAUCGCUGAGAUGGCCAUAAAGAACGAACAGGAGAUGGCCACCAGCAACAGCAAGGCCAAGACUCAAAAGGAGGACGAACAGAAGAGAUUGGAACUCAGUUGUCUUUCUCCUGGAGCUAUGGCUGUCUAUAUAAGAGAACUGGAAUCGGAACUCUACGAGUUGAGUCAACGUGAGGCAAGAGAAUUAUCGCGCAGCAAACACUUGAGAAUCUUUGGCAACAAUCGACGACGUUCCAGCAAAUAAAAGGGAGAAAGGGAGGAAAAAAGAGAGAGAGAGAUGACAUGUAAAUCUGCUUAGUUUGUGUCCAUUGAUGGCUUGAAUGAUAUCAAAUAAAUGACCAUCAAUGAAAGUGAA
Molecule: messenger RNA, 563 nt
Organism: Drosophila innubila
Lineage: Eukaryota; Metazoa; Arthropoda; Insecta; Diptera; Drosophilidae
Exons: 2
Coding region: 51-452 (133 amino acids)
Biological process (GO): regulation of DNA-templated transcription
Cellular component (GO): DRM complex
Source: RefSeq, a predicted model, not a curated record